Molecule: messenger RNA, 938 nt
Organism: Dalotia coriaria
Lineage: Eukaryota; Metazoa; Arthropoda; Insecta; Coleoptera; Staphylinidae
Product: transmembrane protein 179
Exons: 3
Coding region: 76-819 (247 amino acids)
Source: RefSeq, a predicted model, not a curated record
UCCACUGUCAAAACCAGCUGUUAUUCGAUGUUAUUACUCUGUUCUAUGAAUUGUUCAGUGUCUCCAUGGCAUUAAAUGGCAAAUUCUUCACUGGAUAAAAACAUGGCAAUAGGCAAUAUUGUUCUGCUAAGUCAGGUUGCAGGAUAUGUGGUGGCCCUAAUUCUGUCAAUAUGUGUUACCAUACCAAUAAGCCUACAUCAGGAUGAAUUUAAGGGUCACUGUCUAUUAUUUUCCACUGGAAUUUGGCAAGAAACAGAUGGGCAACUUAAAGUUGACUGGGCUUCACAAGGAUAUUGCAACUAUACUAUCUUCAUUGGUUCAGCACUCUUUGUAAUAUCUUCAAUUCAAAUAUACAGGUUAUCAUUGUUACUAUGCAGGGGACAAGAUAGUUCCUUCUUAUCAGCAUUUUUUGAUGUGCUAAUAAAUGUAUUAGCAUGUGGUGGCAUUAUAAUUGCUGCCUUAAUGAUCACACUUGGAUUUAUGGUUUGGUGUGACACUAUCACCCAAAGGUUUCCUUAUUGUGAGAUAGCUGCUGGUCAAAUGAUUGAUAAACAGGAUGGGAUUGAUACAAGCAUGUUUUAUAUUGAACUUGGAACAGCUCAGUUUGGCAUUUGGGGAUCAUUUGCAACUUGGGUUGGUUUGUGUGUAUUCUCAUUGCUGAAGUUGUGUCGUUAUCAUCAAAUUGAGAAUAUGCGCGUUUCUAUGUAUCGAGAGCGGCGUCGCUUGAUUGAGGAAAACGCCGAAUCGCCAGGAAAUUCGUUGGGAAGAGAAUCAACUCAUACUACUAGCACUGUGGCUAGUAAGGGCGAAGUGGAUUAAUCCUAUAAAUAUUCUAACAUUAUAAUAUCUAUUUUUUACUCUACUACUGUGUUAUUAUGUUAUUAAUAUUAAUCUAUAUGUAUAUCUAACAUGCAAUAAAUUUAUGUAUUUUUAAUUUA